AUGCUGCUAUCAGUGACUCCCAGGCCUGGGAUUUCGACUUUUGGCUGUAACAAGAACAACAAGAAGCCAUAUGUGUCACUGUCUCAGCAAAUGGCACCACCUAGUCCAAGCAGCAGUACCCCUAACAGCAACAGUGGGAGCAGUGGAAAUGACCAGCUGAGCAAAACCAACCUCUAUAUCCGGGGAUUGCAACCAGGCACUACUGACCAAGACCUUGUCAAAUUGUGCCAGUCAUAUGGCAAGAUUGUCUCCACUAAGGCCAUACUGGACAAGAGUACAAACAAAUGCAAAGGCUAUGGCUUUGUGGACUUUGACAGUCCUUCGGCAGCACAGAAAGCUGUCACAGCACUGAAAGCCAGUGGUGUGCAGGCACAGAUGGCAAAGCAACAGGAGCAGGAUCCCACAAAUUUAUACAUAUCAAACCUUCCAUUAUCAAUGGAUGAACAAGAACUGGAGGGGAUGCUGAAGCCCUUUGGCCAGGUUAUCUCUACUCGAAUCCUUCGAGAUACCAGUGGGACCAGCAGAGGGGUUGGCUUUGCAAGGAUGGAGUCCACAGAGAAGUGUGAAGCCAUCAUCACCCACUUUAAUGGAAAAUAUAUUAAGACACCUGCUGGAGUACCAGCCCCUUCUGAUCCCUUGCUUUGCAAAUUUGCUGAUGGUGGUCCAAAGAAACGACAGAACCAAGGAAAAUAUGUGCAAAAUGGACGGGCCUGGCCAAGGAAUGGAGAUGUGGGUGGUAUGGCUUUGACCUAUGAUCCCACCACAGCUCUUCAGAAUGGGUUUUACCCAGCUCCUUAUAACAUCACCCCCAGCAGGAUGCUUGCUCAGUCUGCACUCUCCCCGUAUCUUCCAUCUCCUGUGUCUUCAUAUCAGAGAGUAACUCAGACAUCUCCUGUACAAGUACCUAACCCAUCUUGGAUGCACCACCAGUCAUACCUCAUGCAGCCUUCAGGUUCAGUUCUGACACCAGGGAUGGAUCACCCCAUUUCUCUCCAGCCUGCCUCCAUGAUGGGACCUAUUACCCAGCAGUUGGGCCACCUCUCCCUCAGCAGUACAGGCACGUACAUGCCGACGGCUGCUGCUAUGCAAGGAGCGUACAUCUCCCAGUACACGCCUGUGCCGCCGUCCAGUGUCUCAGCUGAGGAGAGUGGCGGCCAGCAAAAUCAGGUGACGGUGGAUGCUCCCUCAGAUCAUGGGGUCUACUCUUUCCAGUUCAACAAGUAA
Messenger RNA from Puma concolor (puma), 1224 nucleotides. It is a transcript of the gene RBMS2, whose product is annotated as RNA binding motif single stranded interacting protein 2. Gene Ontology annotation, cellular component: ribonucleoprotein complex. The record is from RefSeq and is a predicted model, not a curated record. NCBI's taxonomy places the organism in Eukaryota, Metazoa, Chordata, Mammalia, Carnivora, Felidae. Gene Ontology annotation, molecular function: RNA binding.